UCCACCAAUCACAGACCAGCGCGCUCGCCGCCAUGUUUCUCUAGGAUUCUUAAGAAGUUGCUGUGAGCUUACGAUUAUUUUGGAAUUUAUGGGAUUUUAGUGGAUUUUGCCGUCAUCAUACUUCAAGAUGGCCUCCGAUGGGCCUGGAAAGUAUAGGGAACGGAAAAGUAGAACGACAAAGCCGUAUGAUCGGCCCAAGGGUAUCAUCCGGCGAGUGACAGAUUCUGUCACUGGUCUGUUUUCAGCAUCUUGGCUAUCUGGGUGGAUGGGUGGUGAAGAUGAGGAGGAAAGUAGUGACCAGCAAGCUGGAUCCUCGCAAACAUCCACUGAGGCACCUGCAGGGGAAUCCUUUAUAUUUGCUCAGCCAGUUACUGCUCGUCGCCCAUUUAGACCUAUUUAUCCUGAAGAAGGUGAGACGGAAGCUAACAGUCAGCAGUCUCUUGGCAUUAAUGAGGGGGCUAGCACGAGUAGUGGAGUAAGAAUGAGUGUACCCACGGCUGCGUCAGUGGGCAUUUCCUCCACAACCUCCAGAUCAUUGCAGCUGAUUGGGGACACUCCCAGUCCAACUUUAUCUGGGCGAAGACUUCCCAUAAUUUCUUCCACACCGGCCCCUAUGUUCAGUGCACGUACCAAGAGCCAGUUGGAACCCCGUUCUUUACCACUUCUAACAACUUCAACUCCAACAGGGGAUGAUGGUAGUGAAAUGAGUGAAUCAUCAGUAGACACAGGUGUUGAUGCUUCUGUAAUUCCACGACCAGAUGAGCGAGAUUAUCAGCGUGAGAUCCUGCAGCUCGAUGAUGAAUCUCUUCAAACAUUACGAGAUUCCUUGGCAAAAUCAGUGCCAGCAGCACCUGUUGCACAGCCAGCAGGUGCCCUACCAUCCCUAGAAGAGACUCGGAAAAGACCCCGGGAUUUGGAGCCAGAUCAUACCAGCGUACGUGCUGAAGGCAGUGUUAGCAGUAAGUCCCUGUUUAGUGAGACUUCAGAUAUUGUGCUUGGACAACCACAGCCAUCUGGGAUGACAAGCAAGAGACCACGCUUUAAUGCAUCUAUAUAUGGCACUCCUAUGCUGGGGGACAAAUCUGUUUUAAGUGAUUCAACUUUCAAGUCCUCACCUUUCUAUCCUGGUAAAACUAUGUAUGGAGGUGCAUCAGCCUAUAGAAGUAGAAGAUUGCAGUCACGGACUCCUCAUCAGACUUCACGUGCUCAAGUUAGAGCAAAAGUGGCAACUGAAUCGACAGAUGACGGCGGCCUCAGUCAGGCUGCCCGACGUAUUUUAGAAAGCUUGGAACAAAUGUCAACACCCAUAUCAGAUGCCAAACGUAUACCUACCCCUACCCCUGGUCAGAGAGGCAGCUUCUUAGAUGCAGCCCCAUCCUACACAGCUGCCUUUCACAGACAUCGACCAGUUUUAAGACCAUCAGCACCCCCAACAUCUAGACUUCUAACUCCAACUAAGCUAACUGUCCAGGAGAACCUCACCACUUCUCUUCUUGCCACAUCUUCAGCAAGUACCUCUCUCUCUUCUGGUUCACCUUCUCAUAAGAAAUCUACAACUUCAGAAGAGGCCCCUCAACCCACCACAAAGGUUACUGUAACAGAACAAGGAGAAACAAAAAAACCAACAAAACUUGCCUCUGAAAAUUUUUCAGCUUCACCCUUUUCUAAAGCCGCAGCAGAAGCAACAGCAAUAUUCAAGUCCUCACAGCCCACAGUGUCUUCAGUGACACAGGCUGAUCAACCAACAGAUGUGUUCAAGUUUGGUUUACCUAGCAACAGUAGUGCCUCUGAAAAUACUUUUGAAUUUGCUUCUAGACCUUCUACAACCAUGUCUACAUUCACAAGUGAUUCACCACAGUCAACAAAGAAAUUCGGUGGCAAGAUAAAGUCUAAAAUCGCAGAUAGUGGAAGAACUUCCAAUAAACGUGAAGUUGAUGAAAUUAUAGAAGAGCCCCAACUCCCAGCAGUGUCUCUUAAUAUGUCCUCUCUUCCGACAAUCAAUCUGUCAAUCCCGUCUCCAGUGCAGAGUUUACCCACAAAACUAUCCUCUUCACCAGAGGGUUUCAAAUUCUCAACUCCAGAAAUUGUGGAUACUCAUUCAACUAGUGAAACUCUUACCAGUGCUCCAAAGUUUACAUUCAGAAGUCCUGCUCUAAUUGGGGAGGGUAAUCUCACUGGUGAUGAUCUCGGUACCACAGUUGCUUCAACUCCACCCCCAAUGUUUAAUAGCAGUAGCCAAAGGUCAGCCCCAAAACUAAAGGCAAAUAGUAAGAAAGCUGUAGCACCCACAGCUGAAAAACUUAAAAGAGGAAGCGUAUUGGACUUUCUUAAGGGAAAUGAUCAAGAUAAAGUUACCACCACCUCCUCACCAGUGUCUAACAGUCUUGGAGAAAAGUUAGAGAAAAUAGAAACACUUUCAAAAGUUACAAAUACUGGUUUUCGUAAGUCAGUGUCUGAACAGUCUGUCAAUAAUGUGGCCAAGGAAACUGAAGUAUCACAAGGGUUUCAGGGCUUUGGUUCUGCUUUCAAAAAGUCUAGUGAGGAAUGGGAGUGUAAUGCAUGUAUGAUCAGGAAUAAGAAUUCAGCUGAUAAGUGUGUUGCAUGUGAGACCCAAAGACCUGGACAGAAUUUUUCCAUUAGAAGUAAAGAGGCUACUUCAUGUGCAGCUAAUGUAGAUAAAACUUCUUUACCAAUAUUAGAUAGUGAAAUGGGGUGGGGGGAUGCUUUUAAAAGGUCUGCAAGUGAGUGGGAGUGUAAUACAUGUAUGCUACGUAAUAAGGACUCUACCGAAAAAUGUGUUGCUUGUGAAACUCGUAAACCUGGAAGUGAAACUGUAUGUGCAGUGUCAGCUGAAGUUAAUAAAAUUGUAGAUAUUAAGGAAGGAAAAGUAAAUUCUGGUUUUGGUUCUGCAUUUGCAAAAGGCAAAGAUGAGUGGGAGUGUGACACGUGUUUAGUUAGAAACAAAAGUGAAGACACAAACUGCAUAUCGUGUGAAACUCCUAAGCCAGGUGCUGCUAGUGUGUCUCCCAUAACUGGAAACUUUAAAUUUGGUGUAAAUGACUCAUCUUCCACAGAUCCUACUUUUAAGUUUGGUUUAAGUAACUAUCAGACUACUGUUAAAUCUUCAAGUGGAUUUAAUUUUGGAGAUAGUGCCAAAAGUACAGAAGUCAGUGACAGUAAAGGAAAUUCAGGGUUCAAGUUUGGAGUGCCAGAGAAGCCAAAUAUCUUGACUGGGUUUUCUUUCAAUUCCAAUUCUGAAAGUGUACAGUCAAAAGAAAAAAGUCAGUGUGGUAGUGGUGGUUUUAAUUUUGGGAUUCAGUCAUUGGACUCUAAAGACAAAGAAAUAACAGAUAAAGCACCAAGUUUGUUUCCCAUUAGUAUAUCAUCCGAAAGUAGUUCAGAAACUGGACCUGCUCCUAAUCUUGUAUUUAAGUUUAGUUCUGGAAGUAAGACACCAGUUGCCUUUAGUUUUGGAUCAGGAACAGAGGUAAAGACUGCUGUAAAAGAAGGUGUGGGUAAAAGUAUUCCCAAUGAAAUAAAUCCAACAAUAGAACUUAAGUCGGGCAAUAGUCAUGAUACAGUUAAUAAGGAAAGAGACAUAAAAUCAAAUGAUAUGUUUUCAUUUGGCUCUAAGGCUGAUAAUGUGGAUGGAGGUAUCACUAAACCAUCAUUUACCUUUAAUAAUGUCAUAACAUCAGGAAAGGAUAAUGACACAAAAAACACAACUACAUCCUCUUUUGGAGCCCCGAAGGUUACAGAAUCUGUAUCUAAUCCAUCAUCUACUCUAGCCUUUGGUGCUAAUUCAGGGGGAAAUGCUUUUCCACCUGGAGAGACUUUUAAAUUUGGAGACAACACGGGAUCCAAAGCUACGAUAAUGUCAUCUUUCUCCUUCAUCUCAUCUUCAGUUAAAGGGGACUCCAAACCAGCAACCACAUUUGAAUUCAGCACAAAAAGGGAUUCCUCUGAUACAAGUGAGCCGACAAAGAAAAUUACCUUUGCCUCAAAUACCACAGGUGGUAUUAACAAUGGUGUCAGUGCCUCUCCACUUUUUACCUUUGGUAGUAAGGAAAGCAAAUUAAAUGCAGGUUCAGGCUUUGGAGCAGUUCCAUCAUCUACCCCAGCAUUUGGAGCCCCAGCCCCAGCCUCCAGUGCAACCUCUAAUUUCCAGUUUGGCAAGAGUAACCCCCCACCUCCAGCUGCAACGGCACCUGCACCUGCUUCUGCUUUUGGAAACCCUGCAUCAACAUUUGGAAGUGCAUCUUCAGCAUUUGGUAGCAACAACAAUAACAAUAGUUCUACACCAAGCUUUGCCUUCGGGCAGCCAGCAGAGAAAAAAAGUGCAGGAUUUGAUUUUGGCCAGGCAGCGAACAACACAGGAUCAUCAGGAUUCAACUUCGCAGGUCCAGGAACACAGACCACCCCAAGCAUUUUCCAGUUUGGCCAGAGUCAAGCCAAUAGUACUCCGUCGAGUGGAAUAUUCGCAUUUGGUUCUAACAACUCAGAUGUCUCAGCUCCAGCAUCUUCAUUUGGAAAUUCAGAUGGCAAUCCCUUUAACACCCCAGCUACUCCUAGUGGACGUGUUAUGAAGAAGGCAGUCAGGCGUGCCCGGAAGCAGUAAUGCCAAGUCUGGUAUUCUUACCAAAUUGUGUCUUUAGAUUAUUGUUUUUAUCUCUCUCUCUCUCUCUCUGUCUCAUGUAUAUUUUGCAUUUUUAGGGUUUAAAUUGAUCAAAAUGUAUUUAUUUAGAAAAGAAAGGUAAAAAAAAACUGCUGAGUAGUAAAUAAACAGUUACCGGUAAGUCAUAUUCUGUUAUUUCUGUAUUUUAUCAAGUCUUAUAUGUUAUUUUCCUAGAAUUCUGGUGAAAUUUAAUGCUUUAGGUUGCAAGGUUCAAGCACUUACUUAUAAUUUCAUUUCACCACUUACCAGCCAUUCAGGCAAUUGCUUUAUUUUAUAUGUUCAGUUUGUGAAAAUUUAGAUUCUACAAAGAUAACCUAAUUGGAUUGUUAAAUGGGUAUUUUUUAGGGGAGUUACAGAUAGCAAAAUAUUGCCACAAAUUUAUUGUUGUACAAGUAUACACACACAUGUUCCUCAUAACUAGAAAGGAAGAGAUUUAUUGGGAGUACAAGCAUUUUUUACCAGCGAAUAAGCGCUAAUACAGUAACUGAAAUAUGAAGUGAGUGUUAAAGUAAGGGAAAGGGAGUUUUGUAAAAAAUAUAUAUAUAUAUAUAAAUCUGUAAUCAUGUUAAAUAAAACUUCAGAUGAGAGAUGUGACUUUCAUGAACUCUCAACUGAAUAGGUGGUUUACCUUGAUUGUAUAUAUUUAGGAGUCCACACAGGAGCUGUCACAAUUUCAUUUUCAUUGCAUUGUAUCUAUAGAUAAGCAUUUCUGACAAUUUAUUUGUUUGAACUUGAAAUUGUGUGAUAUAUUGCACUUGACAGCAUCAAAUAUUUAUGUAAAACUUGUGAAUUUGGAUCUUGGCAUUUGCCUCUCCUGUGCAAUUUGUAUUUAUGUUUUCAUCCAGUGUGCCAAAUGGAUGAUAAUUUCAUAUUUUUCUGCACAAAUCCCGUAAUAUCUUAGAUAGGUCCUACUCAUGUAUGCAACCAGCAUUGUUAUCGCACAUGAGAAGGAAAGUUAUUUGCCUAUUGUGUUGCACAGGGAGAAACUUAAAUUAUUAAUGGCUUCAUUUUCACAAGACACAUGAUUUAGCUUUGGUUAAUCGAAGGUUAUAAAAAAAAAUAUUUAAGCGCUAUGAACAUUCUUUGUACAUAUGAGAGGCUUAGCCAGCCUUUCAGUAAUACUGUUCCUUGUUAGAGAGAACAUUGUUGAAUAUUUUAUAUGUUGUGUCCAUAUUGAUGGACGUGCUCUCAUUAGGAAUGUUCAUAGUUCUCAUGUCGCACAGAUCUAUUCUGAUGUCUUGCUAUAAAAUGGCUGUACAUUUUUAAUAAAUAGAUAGUGCAGAUGAAUUCUAGCAUUUUAUGUUUGGUGCUUGCUAUAGAUGAUUGAUGUUAUGGUAUUCUUUUAAUUUUUUAUUAUGGGUAAUCUUCUUACAGCCUUUUAACUUUUUUGCUGGCACUGCCCCUUAGCAUCAGUCAUCAACAGCACCCACCACAUGUAGUGUUGUUGCUCAUGCCAAAUGCAAGGCCUCUACGAGAUGCGGCAAACGUGCGCUUCAAUAAAUAUAUAAGUGAUGUAAAUAGUAUACCCAGGCAGGCUCACUCCUUAAAAUUAUACAUGAACACUUCAUUAGUGUGGUAUAUUUGACAGACAUGCUGUGUUAUUGGGAGGCUGCUGCCAUAACUACGUGCUAUGUGGUUGGUUGUGAGAUGCCAAGCGUACCGCCCCUUGUAUUGUCCUGUCUGUUGGAUCCCUGAGAAGUUUAUUAUUGUAAUUAGCCCUAUCAUUAAUAUUAUUUUAUAUCAAUGUGACUUUCACAUGUACAAAGCCGUGAAGUGUGCGUGUGUGAAGGAGUUAGACUGCUCAGUGUAUGUGUCUUCGGUUUUGCAUUACUCAGUGUGAGUGAAGUGUUCAAUAAAGGAGCAUUCUAUACUACAAAA
This is a messenger RNA of Homarus americanus (American lobster), 6553 nucleotides long. RefSeq names its product nuclear pore complex protein Nup153-like. Lineage: Eukaryota; Metazoa; Arthropoda; Malacostraca; Decapoda; Nephropidae. Bases 128 to 4618 code for a protein of 1496 amino acids. Gene Ontology annotation, molecular function: structural constituent of nuclear pore. Gene Ontology annotation, cellular component: nuclear pore. The record is from RefSeq and is a predicted model, not a curated record. Gene Ontology annotation, biological process: protein import into nucleus; RNA export from nucleus. The transcript is spliced from 11 exons.